AUGGGCGCGUCGGGGUCUACGGCGCUGGUGGCGCUGGUGCACCCGACCCGCGCGGUGUUUGCCAGCCUGGGGGACUGCAUGGCGGUGGUGGGCCGCACGGGGGGCGCCGGCAAGGCGACGCAGCAGCACAGGGUGUAUGGCUACGGGCCUGACGUCCUGGAAGAGCUCGAGCGCAUCGAGGCCACUGGGGCCUGGGUGACAGACGGCCGUGUGUGCAACGUUCUGGCGGUUUCGCGGGCCUUUGGCGACCCCGAGUUCAAAGGUGAGGGCCUGAAGGUCCUGCUGCGCGAGGGCGCGAGCAAGGGCAUGUGGCCAAAGUCUCUCGCGGAGGAGCACGUCUUCACGUCAGACCCCGUGAUCGUGGAGCCGGACGUCACAGAGGUGCGGUUCACCGAGGACGACGAGUUCCUGAUUCUCGCGACAGACGGCCUCUGGGACGCGGUGCCGGUCAACGAGGCGGCGGCGCUCGCGCGCAAGCAGUUCUCCCUCGGGCGCAGCAGCCAGGAGGUUGCGGACGCGCUGACCGACCACGCGCUCAAGCGCUACACCAGCGACAACGCCACCUGCAUCGUGGUGGACCUGAGGAGCGAGGCGCGGCGGCAGCAGCAGGCUGGGCAGAGGCAGCAGGGCGGGGGCUGGCUGGGGGGCCUAUUUGGUGGGCGCUGA
Monoraphidium neglectum is the source of this 666-nucleotide messenger RNA. RefSeq lists its product as hypothetical. Gene Ontology annotation, molecular function: protein serine/threonine phosphatase activity. The coding region runs from base 1 to 666 and encodes 221 amino acids. Gene Ontology annotation, cellular component: cytosol; nucleus. The transcript is spliced from 4 exons. Lineage: Eukaryota; Viridiplantae; Chlorophyta; Chlorophyceae; Sphaeropleales; Selenastraceae. Gene Ontology annotation, biological process: protein dephosphorylation. The record is from RefSeq and is a predicted model, not a curated record.